This is a messenger RNA of Melanotaenia boesemani (Boeseman's rainbowfish), 734 nucleotides long. It is a transcript of the gene manbal, whose product is annotated as mannosidase beta like. NCBI's taxonomy places the organism in Eukaryota, Metazoa, Chordata, Actinopteri, Atheriniformes, Melanotaeniidae. The record is from RefSeq and is a predicted model, not a curated record. Gene Ontology annotation, cellular component: membrane. The transcript has 3 exons. Bases 191 to 448 code for a protein of 85 amino acids.
ACGAUUUUCUUUUUUUUAAUCGCUUUUGUCAAGUACACUAGCUUUUUCUCUGUGUCAAUGUUUGCUGUUUUUCUUCUGUUUUGGCCUUGAAUUUAAUGUUAACACUCCUUUAAUUAUAAUCCCGAGUGAAGUACUUCUGCCACCACUGAAAGGCCACCGAAGGAACCAGCCUAAACAGAGCGGCAACAUUAUGUCUGCAGAGCUGGACUUGUCCCCACCAGAAGUGCCCGAGCCCACCUUGUUGGAAAGCAUUCUGCGCUAUGGAUUGUUUCUGGGCGCCAUCUUCCAGCUUAUCUGCAUCUUAGCUGUCAUCUUCCCGACAUCCAAAGGCCAUGAGCAGGAAUCGGAGUCCACUGAUGCCAAAUCUGCUGAACAAAUGAAGAAAACUAAAGGACCGGUGCCUCAGAUAAGACAGAAACCGAAGAAAGAGAGCAAGAAGAAGCGAUAAAUAGCUCUGUGUAACUUUCUCUGUGUUCAGUGUGUGCAUUACUUCACUGUGCAAAUGGGUGUUUUAUCAUAGAAAGCAUUUCAUUCAUCACUACAGCUAAAAAUAUAUAUAUAUAUAUAUAUACACUAGCGUAGUAUUACAGCACUAAAUAUUCAACCCACAUGUACAAAAAGCAAAUUGUCAUGGUGUUUCUUGACUGUUGAUAAAGAUGUGUUUUUUUCUAUUUUUUUAUAUGUAUCACUGAUUGAAUGGUAUUUGAAUUACAAAUAAAUGUAGUAUCUAGUGA